GUGGAGGACGAGGGGAGAACGCGCGCGCGCUGCCCGUCGUGCGACGUCUCCGGCACUCCACCAACCCCACGGCGCCCUCCGCUGCCGAGGUUGCGGAACCAAUUGACGGAGACGCCGAAAAGCCCCGCCUCCUCCUCGCGGUGACCUCACAGCUCUUUAUCUGUACCGUCCCUCCCGCCACUCUGGGGACGGCGUCCAAUCCGGGGCGGGGAUGGCGGCGGCGGGGCGGUCCCUCGGCCCUCCGUGACGUCGUGGCCCCGCCCCGCCGCCCGGCUGCCCCCUGAGGCGCUUGGCAGCGGGCAGCGAGAGAGAGUCACUCAGCCAGUGGCAGUCAGCCUGCCUGCCUCGCGGCGAAGCCCCUGCUCUGCGUCCUCCUUCCCCAUUCAGCGGCUCGCGGGGUCGUCGUGCUUCUCCGUCCUCAGCCCCCGAGCAACAUGGAAAGUGCGGCGGGGGGAGCCGAGUUCAACAUUCUCCUGGCCACCGACUCCUACAAGGUUGGGGGAGAGAGGAGGGUCUGGGGCGGGAGGGGGAGGCCGGGCAGGCGGGCGGGCGGGCGGGCGAGGGGCUCCCCUGUGGCCCCUUCGGGAGGGAGGCUGGCUGGGCUCUCCCCGCUGCCUUGGGCUUCUCCCCCCCCCUCCUUCCAGGCUCCUUUCUGUUUCGUGUUCCUGCCUCGCACCCCGCCCUCGCCAGGCCAGGCACCGGGCCAGGACGGGGCUGGGGCUGCCUGCAUGGCGAGGGGGGGCCCGGAGCUACGUGUGGGGCGGCUCGCAGGCCAUGCCCCCAUGCAGGAGGCUGUGAGGGGGUGGGAAAGCCGCCCCGCUUGGCCUUUGCCCUCCUCUCCUGCGCGCGCUCUUUCACCGGGCUCGCCUUGGUUUAUGCAAUGCAAAGCAAAGCGCAGGCUGAAGCUCGCGGUCCUUUGUACACUUGGUAGCUCGCCUGCAAGGGGCUGUUUUGUUUCUUGAGGGCACAAUUGUCAGCUCUGAUGGCUUGGUCUGGACAUUGGAGUCCGGCGGGGGGUGCUGUUGCCUCCUAUCCACCCCAUUGAAUGUGUCAAGUGGUAUAUAAUUUUAAGGGAGAAGGGAGGGAGCGACAGUGAAGCUCCUUGCUUCUUUUGGAGUGCAACAUCUCUCCCUCCCUCACAUAUCCUUACGGGUUUAUUAUCCACACAUGCUGAUAUAGGUGGAGGGUGGGCAGGAGACAGUGGCUUUACUCCUUCUGCCCCCUCCCUUUAUGCUUUGUGCUGAGAAGCUUCUAGUACGUAAUAGGCAAGUGCAGAGAGAGAAAAUGGGGCAAGAUAGAAAGUGACACCUGUGGCAUGGAGGAGAUGCCGCCCCACUGUAACUCCUACUGCACUUGGCUCUUUCAUCUCACUUCCAAAUUCUUGCAGGGGGAAUGCAAUGAUAGUGAAACACCUGCCUCCUUCACUUACUAGACUUGUGGGAAGCGCUAAUUUUAGUUCUCUGGUGGCAGGAAAGGGAGUGUUUCUGAGGAAAGGUAAUCUUUGCAGGCAAACUGACUUAACACUUAUCUGAUAGUAGAAGUACCAGGUUUCUGUUUGGGAAAGAACCUGGUCAAAGUAAGCAUGCUGUUUGCUUUUUAUCAAGAUAGUAGAUUCUAGCUACUAUCUGUACAGAACUUAACAGCUCUGAAAGCGUCACUUAUACUAUUGGUAUUUCCUAUACUUUCGGUAUUUCCUAACUGUUACAAAAACAGUACAGUGUUGUAGAAAAACAAAAAAGAGGAGGUUAAUGAGAAAAGAUAAGGAAGUUAAGCUCUUCCGGCAAGGUUUUAAAUCACAGGGUUUUCGUUUGGACUCAUUACUGGUUUAGCUAUCCUUCAGCAUACAUAUAUUUGUUUCUUAGCAAGACCUGCCUUUGGUGCAUAAAUGGUUGGAUUAUAAUUACAGUAGUGAUAGUACUACCCAAAGUUUAAUUCUGUUACACAUUUGUCAGUCUUUAAAAACUUGGAGCUGUAUAUGGUGGUAGAUCAAGCAUUGUGAAACUGAAACCAUUAAACCAGUCGUACAGUUGUUACUGAUGAUAAAAGCAUUAAAAUAGCCACAUUGAUUUCAGGGGAAAGUUCUUCUAGUGGGAAACUAUGACCAAUUUAUGGAAUUAAAAUAAAUGAUAAAUGGAAAUAAUUGGCUUAAAAUUAUAAUUUCAAAUGAUGCAUUUGAUUCAGAUUUGCUGUAGUGAUUUACCUGCUACAGGCAGAUAUCAGUGUAAUUUGCAAUGUAAUCCUUUACAUGUCUACUCAGAACUAAACCACAUUGAGUUAAGUGCAACCUCAUAGGUCAGUGAGUAUAGGAUUGCAGCCUUAAUUGCUAGAUUGUGCCCUGCUAGAAACAAUGACUAGCUUUUACGGGAAUAGCAGUGAAAGAGAUCCUUCUGUUAUGUAUAAGGAGUCUCCUAAUCUUUGCCCAAGAGACUUUGUCAUUUAACAGUAAAUGAAAGCAAUUCAGAGAGAGCCUUAUGCUACUAUAGUAUCAAAUAGCAAAGGUUGUUUAAAUCGUGCUUUCAAGUGUUCAAAGCACUUCAUCUGUAUUUAGCUGUAAUCCUUACCAGCAACCCUAUAAGGUAAGUCAGUAUUGCUAGGCCCCCAGAUUGCAGCUGGACUCAAAAGAGAGAGGCAGCUAGAUGCCUGUGGGCAUCUAGUGAAUUCAGAGUGAAGACUAGAUUUGAAUGGACUAGUCUUGUUUACUUACAGUACCCCUGUAAUCCCUGCCUUAGCAAUCUUCAAUAGCAUUGUACAAAGCCCUACACUGGUUACUGCUAAGAGUCUAGUAGCCUUCUUUCCAUGCUGACCCUGAAGGAAGGAGAGCCUUUCACCAGUAACCAGCAUAGAAACACAGACUGCCAGUAAAAAAAGCCCACUCCCAAGUGAAUUGCUGAAGGAGUGAUGGACAGAUCCCUCCAACCUCCACCAGCCUGAUCACUUGCCUGCAUGGAAUUCUUGGUUGCUGGGGUUGUGGCGCUCAUCUCGCUUUAUUGACCGAGGGAGCCGGCGUACAGCUUCCGGGUCAUGUGGCCAGCAUGACUUAGCCGCCUCUGGCGAACCAGAGCAGCACACGGAAAUGCCGUUUACCUUCCUGCCAGAGCGGUACCUAUUUAUCUACUUGCACUUUGACGCGCUUUCGAACUGCUAGGUGGGCAGGAGCAGGGACUGAGCAGCUCCCCGUCGCGGGGAUUCAAACCGCUGACCUUCUGAUCGGCAAGUCCUAGGCUCUGUGGUUUAACCAACAGCGCCACCUGCGUCCCGCUGAUUUUAUUUAUAGCAGACCUAAUUGCAGUUCAGACAGAUUCGUCAGCCUCUACUAUCUAGAGAGGGAGAUAGUUAUGAAUCAAGGAUGGAAGGGAAGCAGUACCAUCACGUUGUGUGUGUGUGUGCAGAUGCUUAGGGAAUUUUGAAUUCUGAUCUGAGGUGAGCUGAUCUGCACCCCCACAGCUGACUGGAACUUAGUUAUCCACCAGGGUUUGCACUUUCUGAAUGUUUCUGACAAAGUUUUCAGCACAAAAAAUGCUCUUUUUAAUAGAAAAUUGGUUUAGAAAUCUAUUUGAAGAUAACACAUUUGAACAUGUGUAUUUAAAUAGCUGUUUAACAUGAAUUUUCACGCACAUUUGUCUAAAAUGUAGAAUGUGGAAAUGGUGUGGGCUUAUGAAUGAAGAAAUGUGAAAAUGGCAUAGACAUUCAAAUUAGAGAAUUUCUGUGUAUAUGCACUAGUGAAGAUUUAUCACCAAAGACAUUUCAUUUGUACAGACAUUUGGAUGGAGGCUAAGAAACUUGUAGAGUGCAUGUGUACUGAUCAUUUUAAAAAACGUGCUCCAAACAGCUGCCUGAAAGGCAAAAUAGAGGCAACUGGCAUUUUAACCUGGGUACAUGUACCAGUAUAUAGGAACAAUUAAAAAUUAAUGUCGGUGUGCCAUAAACAAAAAAACCCCAAACAAAUGGUUGCCCUAUGGACCUUACAGUCUAAAUUUUUACACUGGGAAGGCAACAUGCAGCUAAUAUGAGGUGAUAAAUGUUUUAGAGGGAUCUGAAGAAGAUCUAUAAAAAACACUUUAUAGAUGUUCUUGGAGUUGCCUAAAAUUUAAAAGUAAGCUUAUCCAAGUUUAUUAUUUGUUACAUUUACAUUCCACCUUUUCCUCCAAGAGCUCAAGAUGAUGGUGUACAUGGUUCUCUCCCUCUUCCUUUAACCUGGUGAGGUAGUUGAGAUCAGAUAGGCUAGGCUGAGAGUGAUAAGACUGGCCCAGUGUCACCCAGCACACUUCAUGGCCAAGUGGGAAUUUGAAUCCUGGUCUUCCAGCUUCUAGUCCUACAUUUUAACCACUAUACCACACUGGCAGUCUUUUAAAUUCCUACAGAAAACUUAAGCAAACAUGUUAAGUUCAUCACUGAAAGUCAAGCAAGGAUGUUGGUUGAACUCCUUUAACAAGAGAUUGCCGCAAAACCAGACCUGCCACUGUGAAGGCCCUGCUCCAAGUCACUAGCACUCAGAACAGGACUUCCAUUUUAAUGGGUGGGAAGACUGUGCAAAGUCUUUAGCUGUGGGUUAAAACACUUGCAUUGCGCCAGAAAACUAACGGGUUGCCAUUGUGGUUAACACAAAGCAGGCGUUAACAUUCACGGUGCCUUUUCCCAGUUGAACAGAGAAGCUGCCAUGUUCUCCACUAGCUGGACCUUUCAAAUACUUUGGAAGGGAAGCCACAUAUGUGUUGGGUGGAUAAGAACACGAAGUUUGGCGCUGUGUUCCCUUGGAAGAGCAUUUGUGAGACAUCUUGCUCAUCUGAUUAGAAUGCUUUUCCUUUUAAUAUGGAGACUUUGUUGAUGCAAAUAAGUGAUUGUGAUUCACAGGAAAUAUAAGACACUAAACUAAACACAUUACCUGAUUACAGAUGACCUUAAUUUCCCAAGAUUUAUAAAAUUUUGUAGUUUGGGUUAAACCAACUCGCUGGCAUACAGCAGCACAUUUAUUAUUUAUUUGAAACAUGUUUGCCCCAAUCUUUUGCUAUAAAGGGUUCCAGAGUGGCUUACGAAGAUCAGUAGGAAAAUAGUAAAAAGGUAAAGGUACCCCUGCCUGUACGGGCCAGUCGUGACCGACUCUGGGGUUGUGUGCUCAUCUCGCUUAAGAGGCCGGGAGCCAGCGCUGUCCGAGGACACUUCCGGGUCAUGUGGCCAGCGUGACGAAGCUGCUCUGGCGAGCCAGCGCAGCGCACGGAAACGCCGUUUACCUUCCCGCUAUAAAGCGGUACUUAUUUAUCUACUUGCACUUAGGGGUGCUUUCGAACUGCUAGGUGGGCAGGAGCUGGGACCAAACAACGGGAGCUUACCCCACCACGGGGAUUUGAACCGCCGACCAUACGAUCGGCAAGUCCUAGGCACUGAGGUUUUACCCACAGCGGCACCCGCGCCCCAGGAAAAUAGUAUCUGCCUUCAAAAUGACAGUCUGAAAGAUGUGACAUACAAGGGAAAGCGGUUGGGGAGGGAAGAGAGAAAAAGUAAGCUCACGAAAAAGUUCUGAAAGUUACAGUUCUUAAAACAACCAGCUAGAAUGGAAACAGUUGAGAUAGCCUCAUUACCUUCUGUGGCAGGCCCUAAGCAGUGGAAUUGUCUGUGACUGUCACCUUAAUUGUAUAGUUUGUGUUGUACACUGAAAAGACAUUUCAUCGCCCCUGAUCCUUGAAAUAUAGAUAUAUAUGAAAUAUAUGUAUUUUACUACCCACCUCGUUCUUGAUUAUAACCUGUUUUAACCAUUCGUAGUAUUGCAUAAUGAUCAGUGCCAUGAAGCUUUUAAUAUAAGCUGCAUAGUGCUCAUUAUUUGGCAUCACAUUCCAGACUGAAAAAUACUUCUAUUCACAUUCAAGGAAACUCCCUUGAUAUGGAGCUAAUUUGCUGAGUUCCUGUCUGUUUUUGCACUAAAAACACUCUUCUGGAUUCUGCAACUGGAAUGCUGUCUAGUUCAGAGAACAAUGUGCAGGCGUACAUAGUACUGCCUGAAAAAGUGUUUAAUCAGAGUUUUUGCAGAGUUUUGGAAAGCUUUUAAAAAUAUUCAUAUGUUUUUAGUCCUGAAAGGUUCCAUAUCACUUUACAUAGUUCAAGUAAGUUUAGGAUGAAAGCUUUAAAAGUGAACAUAGUAGCUCCCGGAUCAGAAAACUAAAUCCAAAAAGAUACUGUUUGCUAUCCAGAAAACAUCUAUGCUGUAGUGUGUGGACAUUCAGUUUUUCAAGCAAAGAUAGGCUUGGUUCGAGCAUCACACUAAACCAUACAUUCAAAGGAAGGUGCUCCAAAGCUCCCAUGUUAGUCCUCAGCUCCUGCCGCCUCUGUGCUGCUUAUGAAACAAAGCAGAGUCUGGCUUUGGUGGUCCGUACCCAAGCUCAUAGUUUGUUUCUCUGCAAACGUACAUGAGUGUCAAACCAGUUUGGUCCUGGCUCACUACUCUGUGGUUUAUUUGACAGAAACAUACGCUGAGCCUGGGUUCAGAUGAUUCAACAAGAUGCUUUGUUCAAGGUGUGAAGGCAGCAGGAGUGGUUACUUUUGAGUAGCACCAUGGUCUAUGGGAUGUGUGAGGAACAUGUAAGCAGCGCCAUGAUUUAAUGUGAUAUGUGAACCAUAGAAUGUAGUGAAAGAGCUUUCUUGUCAAGUGUUUUCAGUUUAGGCAUAUUCCUUAGAGUAAGACCUGGAUGUGACAUUUAAUCUUCAAAUAUGGCACUAAACAAAAAAUUCCAAACCUUGUGGAAUUCUUAAAACUUUUAAUAGCAUUCCAACAAACCUUCUGAUCUGUUAUUUCAGAGAAAGGUUGCUGGUGUUAGCUGUGGACUGCAAUUCAACCAAUUGUUGUAGCAAAUGCUACCUUUGGAGAUGACGGAACAAAAUAAUUCCCCAUUUUGUUUGUUUAAUAAAUUGGUGUCCUGCUUGUAGGGCUAAAUCAAACUCUUUAGAGUGGUUUGCUUAAAUUAACUCUAAAAUUAUGAAGUUGUUUACACAUUGUAAUACGCCAGUAAUUCAAAUUUAGGAUUUUUAGAAUUAAAAAAUCUGACUGAAAAUAUUUUCACUAUAUUAAUUUUUUUUUUACCAUUAUCAAACAUUCCCUUGCAGUGUUGGAAACCCAAAUAUUACAGCAUUGUGCUGGUGUGUCAGAAACAGAGAGUGAAACUGACCAGUCUAAUUCAUUUCCCAACCUGAGAGAAAUGCAAAAAAAUAAAAAAAGCAUAAAUGGUGGAAAGGAAAUUUGACUUUUAAAAAUCUUUUAAUCUACAGCUUUAGUUUGCAGGUAAGGGAAAAAUAAAAUGCUUUUAUCUUGAAAAUGUCAGAAGUACAUAUUAUAAAGUAAGCUGGGAAAUCUUUCUCAGAAGAGGUCCAUCAAAAUGAUGUUCUAUGUGUAAAAUUAUCCCAUUUUCAUGUCUUAUUAUAGAUUUGUUUUAGUUUCAAUAGAACGUUAGCAGAGUCAUUUAUUGAAAACUGUGUUGAUUAAAGUAUCAAUCAAAGCUCUUGUUUUUUCUUAAGCUUCCCGUAAUUUUAUAACCACUUAUAACAUUGUUGCAAUUGAGGGGGAAGAUAUUCUGUACCAUGUCAUUCAUUACCUGUGGUGUCACUAAUGUGGACAAUAAAAUUUGGUUAAUCUUUCUUCCCCUGCUUAUAUGGAGUUCUUAUGUGUAGCUGUGCAAUUUCCCCAGGAAGCACACGAUUGACGGGUGAAGUUUAAAAAGAGCUUGUUUAUAGACAAGACAAAGCACGUUAUAAUUGCUAUGCAAGUAAAAAUCACGCAACUGCACAUGGUGGUGGGUGUUGAGAUCAUACGGAUGUUCCACCAGAAUUACUGGUUGCAAGCAAACAUUUGGUUUGUGCUUGAAGGAAAACUUCUAAUAUGGAUAGCAAAAAUACUGCAGAUCACAGACAUUGCAGAUCACUGACACCUCUAAAGUCAGGCUCCUAUACUAGGUUUGACACUGGAGCCCCUAAGCAAAAAUUAACCAAACAUGUCGCUUUUCACAUUUGUUCAGAAUUCUGGUCAGUUUCACUUCUCAGUUAUGGAAAAGUUGUUAGAUAAGCAAGGUAGAAAAGGAACCCCAUAGGUAAUAUAGUAAUGGACAUUUUUGCUUGGUCAGCUGAAAACUGGACAGACAAAGGGAUGUCUGGUUGGAAAUCGUCUGUUCGAUAUGCUACAAGAGAAGCAGAGUGCUAAACUGCUCCUUGUUUUCCAAAUCCUGGAAAAGUUGAACUACUUCAAGCUUGCCAGGCUGAGCUGGAGGUGGAAGGGUGAAAGUGAUCCUCACUACAAUGUGUAUGGCACUGUCAAAGCUUGUUUGGAUAACCAUUUUGUAUGUGGUGAAAUGUUUUCUUACCCAAGUUUUUCUCAUUUUAGGUGACGCAUUAUAAACAAUAUCCACCCAAUACAAGCAAAGUUUAUUCCUACUUCGAAUGUCGUGAAAAGAAGACAGAAAACUCUAAAUUCAGGAAGGUGAAAUAUGAGGAAACUGUUUUUUACGGGUUGCAGUACAUUCUUAAUAAAUACUUAAAAGGUAUUUCAUAUUGGAAUUUUAAAUAAAAUUACUCAUCCAUUCUUUAACUUCACAACUUUUUUCGUGGAUCCUUUAAGCAGGAGCAGCUAUGAAGAUGUCUUCAUUCAUGAUAAAAUAACUAUCAAAGGGUAAUAUUGUUUGAUACUCUAAUGGUUGACUUAAUUUAAGACUUAAGUCAGGGGUGGGCGACUGGAUGUGGUCACUGGAUCCUAUUGUUGUUUUCCCCACCCCUCAGGGGCCAGGAAGAACUUUCUGAGAGGAAGAGCUGUUAGACUGUGGAAGCCUCUCCCUCAGAAGGCAGUGAACUCUGUUUCCUUGGAGGUUUUUAAGCAGAGGUUGGAUGGCCAUGUGCCAUGGAUCCUUUAGUUGAGAUUCCUACAUAGCUGGGGGUUGGACAAGGUCCUUUCCAACUGUGCAGUUCUAUGACUCUACAACAUAUUUAUUAAAAAAUGUUGAUAAAAUCAAAUGCUCAUUCUCUGCUGACCUUUCAGCAGCAGGCAAAGAUGUUUUAUUUAAGAGAGAUGGCCUUUGGCCUUAUAAGCUGAAAGGUAUGGCCUCAGUAAAUGCUGCAAUUUCUUCAAUUUACUGUUUUUAUUUAUAUGUUUGGUAAGAAAGUGGCAUACACAAUCUUUGCACAGAAUCUAAUUUUAAAAAUUAUCCCCAAAUAUGAUAGUGUAACUUGGAAAAGCAUUUUAUGGAAGUACUUUACAUUCUUCCAUAAUGUAAUAAUUCUUCCAAUACUUUACACCAGCUAGACUGGUGACUGGGAGUGGCCGCUGAGACCAGAUAACACCGUUCCUGAAGGACCUACAUUAGUUCCCAGGCACAAUUCAAAGUGCUGGUGCUGACUUUUAAAGCCCUAAGUGGCCUCAGCCCAGUAUACCUGAAGAAGCGUCUCCACCCCCAUCGUUCUGCCCGGUCACUGAGGUCAAGCUCUGAGGGCCUUCUGGCGGUUCCCUCACUGCGAGAAGUGAAGUUACAGGGAACCAGGCAGAAGGCCUUCUCGGUAGUGGCACCCGCCCUGUGAAAUGCCCUCCCACCAGAUGUCAAAGAAAUAAACAACUAUCUGACUUUUAGAAGACAUCUGAAGGCAGCCCUGUUUAGGGAAGUUUUUAAUGUUUGAUCUUUUACUGUGUUUUUAAUAUACUGCUGGAAGUCGCCCAGAGUGGCUGGGGAAACCAAGCCAGAUGGAUGGGGUAUAAAUAAAUUAUUAUUAUUUAUUUUUUUAUUUACAUGUGGAGCUGUCUGGUUUAUCAUAUCAGCUUCUGCAAGUACAGCGAUGAUAAUAUAUAUCUCUAUAACCUGGGUUAGGGUCAUCAUUUUGUCAUUGGCAUGCAACCAGGUUGUCAUUUUCUUGAUUUAUAUUGAUCAGCAUAGUGUCCAGAGACCCAAUCUGAAGGAAAAGCUUUCUGUUUGCCAUGGAUUGGAAUGGUAAUCUAAGAUUUACUAUGUGACAACUGCAACUUUCAUUCGAGUACAUGAAAUCGCUGUCAGGCUCAUCUGAUUACAGCCAAUGGGUCGAGAUAAGCAUGCUAUUUUUGCUGGUACAUUAACUGGCUAUUUGAUUUACUCUAUGCCCUAAUUGUAAAUCAUUCAUUUGAAAUUAAAUUGCACUUUAAGCAAUGGAAUCUGUUGUUGAGUAAGUAGUGUUUACAAUCUGGAUGCACCCAGCCCAAUCUGUGGCACGUUUACUUGGACAUAUAUCCUACCAAUUUCAUCAGGUCUUCUCCCAGCAGCAGCCCAACAAUGCAACCCUUUGCAUGUCUACUCAGACCUGCUCCAUUGAUUUAAUAGGGUUGCAUUCAGGUAAGUGGUAUAGGAACGCAAGCCUGUACGGUCCUGGAGAGAACGGCACUAGCCGUGGCCAAGAAAUCACAAUUUUUGCAUAGUUUGGCUAGUUUGUUUCCCUUCAGGACUUCCAUAAAACAAUAAAUGGCAAUGCCCAACCAACUUUUACAACAUAUUCUUAUGAUUCAGUAUUUUUUUUGAAAUUGUUAUAAAUCUUUAAAAAAUUUUCACCAUAGGCAAAGUGGUAACCAAAGAGAAAAUCCAGGAAGCCAAAGAGGUAUACAGGGAACAUUUUCAGGAUGAUGUCUUCAACGAAACUGGGUGGAACUACAUCCUUGAGGUAAAAAUGCGAAGACACAAACACACUAAACUGCCUAAUAUUAUCUGCUGACAGAUGCUUAGCUUCUUCAGUUUGAUAGGAAUAGCAUAGCUACCAUAUUUUUCGCUCCAUAGGGCGCACCUAGUUUUCAGAGGGGGAAAUCAAGGAAAAAAAUAUGACCCCCCCCCAGCUCUGGGAACAGCAGACAGGCUGCAGGCAGCCCGGGCGCUUUCCCCAGACCUUCUUCCCCACCUCCCGCAAAACCGGCAGAAGCAGCACGCUCUUUAAAAGGGCUGCACGGCUUCUCCUGGCUUUUCUGGGAGGUGGGGGGAUUCCCUCACCUCUCGCAAAAGCCUGCAGAAGCCUCGCAACCCCUUUAAAGAGCGCGCGGCUUCUCCUGGCUUUUCUGGGAGGUGGGGGAAUUCCCUCACCUCUCACAAAAGCCCAUAGAAGCCGCACGCUCUUUAAAGGGUGCGUGGCUCCUGUGGGCUUUUCUCCGAGGUGGGAGAAGGGACUGAUGCGGCCAGUCAGUCCCUUCCCCCUCCUGGGGAAAAGCCCGCAAGAGCGACGGAGCUUGUGUGCGGCUCUUGGGGGCUUUUCCCGCCUGCCUCCCCUCCUGCAUUCGCUCCAUAGGGCGCACACAAAUUUUCCCUUGCUUUUUAGGAGGGAAAAAGUGCGUCCUAUAGAGCGAAAAAUGCAGUACGUUGUUGGUAUUGGUUUUUGUGGGUUUUGGGUUUUUUAAUAGUUCAUAGAGCAAAGCAAUGCCUAUCCUUUACUGGGAGUUGGUACUGCACACAAAAAUAUGUGGGAAUUGGGCUUGGGGGUUUUUUUUGGGGGGGAGGAAUCCAUAUAGAAUUGAAAACGACACAUUUGGAAAGAGCAUUAUAAUCUUGUUCUAUUCCUUUUGACUGAUAGUAUAGAAAAACCAGUUGUUUUUUACAAUAUUAUAUUAAUUUAAAUUCAGAGGUGAGUUGAAACUGGGCAACAUGUUGAUGCACCAGCAAUUUGUCGGUGCCCUUCUAAGGAAGCUUACCCCACAGUUUGAAGGUACAGCCUUAAAUUCCCUUGUGAAAUCACUUGCUUUUAAAGAGGCACUGUGACUCAUGCACAAGUUCUGCAUGUGAGCUAAGCUUUGCUAAAUUUAAGUUAAAUCAAUUAUAAGCAUUGUAACUGAAAAAAGAAAAAGUAGUGUUUUUUGAAUCAAAUUUGGAAGUUGUGUAGCUUUGUACUUUGAUUAACCCCCAUUUAAAGGAAUAUACUGUCAAAUAAAAAAAUACUCAUGGAUACAAAACCUAUUUUUCACCCAAUGAAAAAGUCUUCAACCCCCUUUCCUAAUAAUUAUUGUAUCUGUUUACAGAAGUACGAAGGUUGUCUUCCCAUAGAAGUCAAGGCUGUUCCUGAGGGCAGUGUCGUUCCCAGGGGGAAUGUGCUCUUCACUGUUGAAAACACCGAUCCAGACUGUUACUGGCUCACAAACUGGAUCGAGGUAAUUAAUGACAAAAUAUCUCUGUGAUUGAUGAUAACUUUCUAGCUAAUUUGCUAUAUUUUCAACAUGCCCUGAUCAUAUAUUUGAAUCUAUCGUUUAAAGACGUCAGUCUGCCCUUUGAUAUGAGGAAACACAUAAUUAAAUACAACUUGUGCUAAUUGUACUGCGUUCCAUGUGCUUUUAGACUACACUCAAAAGGCAUUGGCUUAUUCCUUUGCAUGGGUCUCUUUUUCCCAGAUGUAUGUAAGGCGGCUUGUAUUUCUUACUGAUUGGCCCACAAGCUGAUUAAUCAAGUUUCCUAGGGUUAUGAGUUUUAAGAUUGAAGCCAUGUGUGCCCUGUUUGGUAUAAAGUGGUGCCAAGGCAUCUUUUAUGCAGAAGAGAGGCCUCUUGUCAAGCUGUGUGCAUGGUUCCACCUCUCCCUUCUGUCCCCAAAGGGCAACUGGUUCUUUAAGAGUGUCACUAUUUCCCCCCCAUCUCUUUAUGCUAAAGCACACUUAUGCUAAAACUAUAUCAAGCACAUCUGUAAAAGCUGGUUGGCAAAGAAAAUCAGGUUUGGAAGGCCUGUAUAAAUAAAAGUUUUCAGAAGAUGUCUGAAAGCAUGCAGGGGUGAUUCCUGCUGAACCUGUAUUGGCAAGGAGUUUCACAGGGCAGGACAUGCCACGCUAAAGGCCAGUUCCUUAUAAAGGCCAGAUGAACCUCAGGGUCAUGGGGAGCACCAAAAAUGCCCCACCAGAAGACCUCAGCAUUUGAAGUGGAGUUGCCAGUAGCUGCAACUUCCAGACCAGAUACAAGGGUGAGCUCCACAUAAAGCACAUUGUAGAAAUAGAGUCUUGAGUUUUCCAUGACUUACUAGGCUCCUAUCACAACCACCAUCUUAUGCCAUCCUUUCCCCCUCCCAAACUCAGUGAAAAUUAAGCCCAGUCGUGCUUAUUUCUCCACAGAUGAAAUAUUUGUAUUUCUGUAAUUACUUCUUAAAUGUAUUUGUAUGGGUUUGAAAACCUUUAAUACUUCAAGAGAAUUUUCAAACUUGGAAAGCGCCAAUAGAAACCUGAAUUACCUUUGUGCAUAUAUGAAAACUACCUGCCAUAUCUAAUUUGAUUCUGUAUUGUAGUUUCCAUUUAGUGGAAAGGUUCAUUUUCCCUAUUGUAUCUAGGAGUGGGUAUCUUCACACUUACGCAUGAAACAUUUUUCAUCUUUAUAGACUAUUCUUGUUCAGUCAUGGUAUCCCAUCACAGUGGCCACAAACUCCAGAGAACAAAAGAAAAUCUUAGCAAAAUAUCUGCUAGAAACCUCAGGCAGUUUAGAAGGUCUGGAGUACAAACUACAUGAUUUCGGUUACAGAGGAGUCUCUUCGCAAGAGGUAAUGCUAUUUUAAAAAAUGUAUUGAAAUUACAUAUUAUCUUUUUUUCUUUCUAAAAUUGGAAUCCAUAAACUUACACUGUAUAAUGUGUAUUUCUUCUUGCAGCCUUAAAUUCUUCAGUAAUAGUCAAUAAGUGUGGCACUUCAUAUCUUAUUUACAUUGUCCUGCAGAUAUUAAGACCAAAUGAAGAGAGAGUACUUAUUAAUGUGGAGUUACUCUGCUCUGAAAUGGAAUCUUCUAGUGAUUGCUAUUUUGGUUUUGCAUGCCUGUAAUUCAUAAUUGUGUCUUAUUCUCAGACUGCAGGAAUAGGAGCCUCUGCACAUUUAGUGAACUUUAAAGGAACUGACACAGUAGCGGGAAUUUGUUUAAUUAAGAAGUACUAUGGAACGAAAGACCCUGUGCCAGGCCAUUCAGUACCAGCUGCAGAACACAGGUAUCUAUUUCUUUGAUGCACUGUAUGUGGAAAUCAAGUGCAGAUUAGCUGAAGGUCUGGUCCUCCAGCAUCUUUGAGGACCACGUGUCCUGUUUUUUUUUAAAAAAAGGAAGCACAUACCUUGAACUCAAAUUAUUAAACAGUUCAUUAACAAGUUGAUAAUUACAGACAAGCAAUUAUAGCUGUUGAUUCUGCUUGUUUUAUAUGUUCAAAUGUAGUAGCAUUCAAUUUUCUUUUUGACUCUGAUUUUACAUUAUUUAAUUAGUCAGUAAAUUCUUGCCUGAAUAGUUAGUUACCAGGUCCCAGGAAGAUAGAAGUUUGAUUCAGCAACUUUAAUAUGUAACAUGUUUUUACAGCUUGUUCUUGCCAUAUUUUUGUGAUCUGAGCAAUAACUAUUAGAAUAAUUAUUUAAUGUGUCAUAAUUGGCAAGCUUGAUAUUUAGUUAAUGAGAAACUGAGUACCUCUUUUGUCAGCAUGUCCAAUUUUUCCAUCGCUGUCAAAUGCUUCCACUACAAUAUAAAAAGCUUGGGUUUUUGGAGUGUUCCAGAGCAGAAAGUUUGAGUAUGUAUAGCACAGCAAAAUGAGUCAGUGCUGCUUAACCCAGUCCCCCUCCCCCAAUUCUAAGUGCUCCUUAACCCAUUAAUAACCAUGUUUCAUAGGUCAGUAUGAACAGAUUGAAUAACUUGUAUGCAACGUUCAAAGAAAAGUCGCGCUGGAAAAAACCAGGGUGCCUAAAUAUUUGAUACUUGCACUUUUGUUCAAUGUGUAUGGGUGAAAUGCAGCGUGGGGAAUAAUGUACCAUAAAGUUGAUAACUCAGUAUGAUCAGGUACAUAACUGUCCUAAAAAUCAUGCUGAUGUGAGCUGCUGAAGUCAGUGGUAAAUUCCAGUGCCUUUCUACUACACACAGUCCUUAUUACCUUUUGGCAAGAAUAUAGUUUGAUUUUUAUAUUCUGUUUCUUACUUACACUGUCUUUAAAAUGUUAAUGAUUUGGGUACUUUCUUUGCUACUCAACUGUCUAAGAGAUACUUGGUAGACCUUGGAACUGUUUUUGUAUAAGAUGGUUCUUUAGUAUACAUAAGAUCUUACUUCCUGAGAAAUCUGAUUACACCCUUGGGAUUAAGUGCAGAUUUAAUCUCCCAGCAAUUACAGUCAUACCUCGGCUCCCGAACGCCUUGGGGGAGUUGAACGUUACAGCUCCUGAACGAUUGAAAACCAGAAGUGAGUGUUCUGGUUUUUGAACUUUUUGGGGGGAAGCCAAACAUUCGGUGCAGCUUCCGCUAAUGUUUCUGAUGCGCCUGCACAAUUGGAAGCUACACCUUGGUUUCCAGGCGUUUCAGAAGUCAAACGGACUUACAGAACAGAUUCUGUUUGACUGCCGAGGUACGACUGUAGUCUGACAUUCUGCUGGUACCCCAUGUUCGCUUGUGUGCAUACAGUUGAUCAGGGUGAGCAUUAUUACUGCUAUCUUGAUACCUGCCCGCCAAACCUGGGAAUAACCAAGAACUUCUAAGAAGCAGUUAAGAUAUUGGGCUUAAUUAGGCAGCAAAAAUUGUUCCACAUGAAUGAAAGCAGAACAUGAAUAAACUUUGUAGUGCUCCAGAAAGCAUCACUGAUUGAAACCUGUACUAUCGGUUGGUUAAAAAGUAGUGUGAAGAUAAGGAAUGGUUGCAUUUGUAUUAGCAUAGAUUAGAGUUGUCUGCCGCAUGCUAAAAGGAAAACAUAGCGUGGCAACGAAAUAUCAAAUGACUAAAUCUCUUCUGUUCUUCCAGUACUAUAACAGCUUGGGGGAAAGACCACGAAAAAGAUGCUUUUGAACACAUUGUGACACAAUUUUCUUCAGUGCCUGUAUCUGUGGUCAGUGACAGUUACGACAUUUACAAUGCUUGUGAAAAGAUAUGGGGUGAAGAUUUAAGACAUUUAAUUGAAUCAAGAAGUGCAGAAGCGCCACUGAUUAUUAGGCCAGAUUCAGGGAAUCCUCUUGACACUGUGCUAAAGGUAAUUCUUUUAAAAAUCUUCAGUUUUUAAACUUACUUAAUGAAGUUAUUUGGGAAAGACCUUUUCUUUUAGUCUAAUGCCAUUUCUACUCUGUUACAAAACUGUAUGAUUGACAAAAUCGUUUAUCUAAAAUUACUUAGAAAUUUCUAUCUGGACUUCACUAGCUAUGCCUACAGAUAAUUUUUGUUGGAUCUGUUCAGUUUCUGUAUCUAAAUAUAUUUAUGAGCUAUGCUGACGUUUAUUAAACUGGUGUCUGGCAUAUAUUAAGUUUCUAUAGAAAGACCUAAACAUCUCAUAUAGUUAACCUGAAAUUCAUAAAGUGACCUGGUUCACACAUUAUGGCAAGCAAAAUUAUGCUUGGGACCAUGCAUACUACGUUGGCUUCCAGAGAGAAGCUGGCAACCCCUUUGUUCAGGCAUAGGUAAACUCGGCACUCCAGAUGUUUUGGGACUACAACUCCCAUCAUCCCUAGCUAACAGGACCAUUGGUCAGAGAUGAUGGGAGUUGUAGUCUCAAAACAUCUGGAGGGCUGUGUUUGCCUAUGCCUGCCUUUGUUCCUUCCCAGUGCUUUUAGCACAGUGUAGUGGCCAAGUCAAGAUUAGGCUUUUCUUGGUUAAGGGCUUUUCUUCCUUAACCACAGCCUGUAAUGAUAGCUCAAGCCUUUUCUGUGCUAAAAGGGCUAAAAAGAAAAGGACUCUGGAGGAGCGCAGUGAGUGCAAGCAUAUUUGCAUGGUCCCAAUAAGUCAUAUAGAUCAUGACAUAGGAAUGAGGCCACCAAUGCAAGAUAAUUCAGGCCAUGCAUGGGAACCAGUGACCUAAUCGGCAUGUGGCUUUGCACUUGGCUGUGCAGAAAGUGGAUUUCACAAGCUACGUUGCUAAGAGCACGUAAAGAUAAUACUGGUGUGUCAUGUAGUGAACAGAGGACCUCACUGCCCUGGCCAUAUUUCAUAUAGACACCAGUUUUGUGUGGAUAACUAUUUGAACAUGUUAUAAUAAUAUAUAUUGUUUUGAUUUAUUAGUGUAUCCUUGAUGAUAUGUAUGUAUUAUAUUUGUUUAAUCCUUUUAUUUUUUUCUCUUUGUUAGCUAUGCAAUUUUUUAAAAAGACAUUCAUAACCCCAUAAAAUCAAAAUCCCAUAAAACUAAACUGUUUGCAAUACAUAUGUUUUGACUAGUAGGUUGCACCACUGAGUCUUUUCAUUCUUACAUAUAGCUGCCUGUAAAUUGAUUGUCCUAACCCUUCCUUUCUGAACCGUCAUGGAUGGUAGCAGGAUAGCAUAUUAUUUAAGUGAAGUAGUUCUAAGCUAUCAGUUUGUUCUUUUGCAUAGGACACAUCUCAAUUAUAAUUACAACAGCAUUUUGGGGUGGGGGUGACAUCACUAUUUCCAGGAUAAUAGUUUAGAAUGGUGACUUCCAGACUAGUUUCUGAAAUUUGGGGAUUCCAGCUUUGGCUUUCAGAAAUUUAAAACAACACUGUAUAGUGCCGCUGCGUUGCCAAUAAAAGUUAAUGAUUUCAGUUUACCAGCACAAUGGAGUGCUUGAUAAACAAUGACAAAUGUUUCAGCUGCUGCUAUCUACAAAAACAAAUACAAAUAUAUCUGGUUUGUUUAAAUUGGCACAGGUUCCAGUGGCAGAAUAUUGUACAAUUUUAAGGCAUUACUGAGACCUGAGGAAAGACCUGAGUAGGCACAAACAAUUUUGUAAUUAAAUAGAGCCGUAAAUCUCAAAUUAAGGCUUCGGAUGAGCUAGUGACUUUAGCAGGCAGCUAUGCAGAAGGUAACAGUAAGACUUGAACACUUCUUACUAUAACAAAUUUUCAACUAACUUUCUAGUCAAGAGACACGAGUAGUUAAGGCCUAAUCCUAAGUAAAUAGGACUACUGCUUUUUGGAAGCUUUCUACAGUUGUACCUUGGAUCCCAAACGCCUUGGGAGUUGAACGUUUUGGCUCUCGAACGCAGCAAACCCGAAAGUGAGUGUUCCGGUUUGCGAACGUUCUUUGGAACCCGAAUUUCCGACGUGGCUUAUGCAGCUUCCAAUUGGCUGCAGGAGCUUCCUGCAUCCAAUCAGAAGCCACACUUGGUUUCCGAAUGUUUUUGAAGUCAAACGGACUUCCGGAAUGAAUUCUGUUCAACUUACAAGGUACAACUGUACUAAAAAUCCAACCUCGCAAACUUAGUUUACUUUUAAGAAUAUCACAGUCUGGCUUCCCUAUACCAAGUCGUUGCAUUGGUCUAUCUCGUUCAGUGUUCUCCACACACGGGUUUCUUGACAAGGAAUAUUCCCAGCAGGGAUUGAGCCUUGGGAGUUGUAUGCCUCAAUACAGUGGCUGAGUUCCUUUAUGUUCACCUUCUUGAAGCAUAAAAUUUUGACCCAAGGCACACAUAUUGGUAUGACUUAACUGGCUUAUUCAAUGGAGUAAUGGACUUAAUUGUUUAAUUUGGCUUUCUGCAGGUUUUGGAGAUUCUAGGAAGGAAGUUCCCUAUUACAGAAAAUGAAAAAGGCUAUAAAGUGUUGCCCCCUUACUUAAGAAUUAUUCAAGGAGAUGGUGUAGAUAUCAACACAUUACAAGAGGUGCGCCUUUUUUAUUAAUAUGUAGAUUGCUUCUUCAGUGUCUUCUCUGACACAGCAAUUAAAUAAGAUGUUCAGAGGGGGGAAAUGAUUAACAACUUUGUUUUUGUUCACGUUUUCGUUCAUAUCAUUCCCAAAUGGGUCAGUGUGCCUGACUAGAUGGUUGCUAGCCUGAGCCCACCCAGGAUACCAGGGGGUUGGACUAGAUGACCCUCAGGUCUCUUCCAACUCCAUGAUUUAGGAUUGUAUGUCACAGCUUAGUUUUAUCUGGCCUCUAAUGCGAUGCCAAAAAUACCCCUGCCCUGCCAAGGGAUCCCAUUGAAAGCAGAAAUCUGGCCGGCUGUUAACUGGCUGCAUCUAGCCUUUGAAAGCUGUAUUCAGACUGAAGGCUAUCCAGUGCUGUGAAAGACACUACCUUGAAAGAAGAUGUCUUGAAACAGCUGAGAGCUGCCUAAUCUCAGGAUAACACUCGAUAGCGACCCACCCCCAGCCUAAGGAGGGAAGCCACCAAAGAUGCAGAUUAUCUGGCACAGAAGAGCCUUUGGAAGGUGAGGAGAGAGCGCACCUGGUCAGGCAAUUCUCCUGGAUGUUUCUCUGGGGCUCUUCUAAUAGUGGUACCCAGUAUAGACAGGAAGAUGAAAUAGGGUGUGGGAAAUUGGAGAGCGAAAAGAGUUAUGAAGGUGUAAAUAGAGCAGGAGCUGAUCUGUGCUUUCAAAGGCAUUUCUUGGACCAUUAAACCACAGAAAUCAAUUGCUCACUCAUUUGUGUGUUUCUGUGGUUCAAUAGAUUAGUAACAGCUGUAGUGCAUGAACAUUGCUAGUUGUCACUUGGCAUACAAAAGCACCAUCUAACCUUGAACUGAAAUAACAUGUGAGCAAACCUUAGCGGAAGGGAGGAAGUGAAGUCCAAGUGUUUGUCUUUCAGCUGGAAAAAUAAAUGGUGUUUUUAUCCUCACAUGUUGCUGUAAAGUCAGUAUCUUUGUGUUUAAAAUAUGCCUACCUACCAGUGCAGUUGUUUCCCCCAAAGAUAAUUAAUUGCACUUUUAUGCAUAUUACGGUAUUUGUUGGCAGCAGUUUGCUGUAACUACAUGAAACAUUUUCAGAGGGUUUGCGAAGUAUCAUUGAGCCUUAAAUAGUCUAAAGUUCCUGUUUCCAUAAUAUACGCUAGUCUGUAAAAGAACACCAUGGUAAAUGCUUAAUAGGAAAAAUGUCUUAUUUGUGCACCUCUUAAUUUUAUUUUAUUGCUUUCUUAUUAGAUGGUGGAAGGAAUGAAACAAAAUAAAUGGAGCAUUGAAAAUAUUUCAUUUGGGUCUGGUGGAGCUUUACUGCAGAAAAUAACUAGGGAUCUCUUGAAUUGUUCCUUCAAAUGCAGUUAUGUGGUAACCAACGGCCUUGGGGUAUGUUCUUUAAAUGUAGAUUUUACAUUAGAAAAAAAAAAAGGGCCUUGAUUUUAUUCUUCAGUGUGAAUGUGCUCAUCUUUUACUCAUAGCAUCUUUUUAUUCCAAAUUUUAGGUAAACGUGUUUAAAGAUCCUGUAGCUGAUCCCAACAAAAGGUCAAAGAAAGGCAGGUUGUCUUUACACAGGACUCCUGAUGGAGACUUCGUUACGCUAGAAGAAGGCAAGGGAGACCUUGAAGAAUAUGGGCAGGUAUGUAUGCCUUAAACCCUUGAUGUAGGGUAAUAUCAAAAGUUAGUCAUGCAUAGUCCCAUUUGUGGACUUAAUUAAUUUUUAUAGCAUGCUGAAUACAGUUGAUGUUCAUUAAUUGUAGCAUCAGGUGAUUACUUGAACGUGUGAACCAAUCAGCACCAGGAAGAACCUGAGUAUUAACCAAUGCCUAUUCCAGGACAAUCAUUUUCAGUUGCAAUAGUUCACGUUUUUAACAGAGCCGUAAAGGGAUAAGACAUACAAGUGUGUGAAUCAGCCCAUGGUUCUAUUUUAAUAUGGGUUUUAACUUAAAUCAUAAUUACCAUGAUACGUAAAUUAAUAAACUCAGAGUUAAAGCUGUGGCUUCUCCAAGUUUUGAGUUUAUGUGCUGCUGAAGCAAGCACACUUUGCCAGGUUUGAGGAGCCCAGUUUGAAAUAGAAUCUGUUAGACAUUAAUGUUCAUUUAGGGGCUAAUUGUCCAUACAAUUGUCCACUCUCAAGCCCUAGGCACAGUUAGCUGCUAAAAGAGGUAAGAUGUUUCCUCCAUUUAUUCAAACAGAUUUAUAUACUGCUUAACAACAACACCAGCAUUCCAAGUGGUUUACAAAAUAUUCAUUAAAAUACAGAUAAAAUCAACCAACUUUAAAAACAAGUAGGUAGAAAAGGUAGAAAAGCAACAGUCUGAAAGACAGAUAUAGAGAAUAAAAUCUAUGUUCCCUGCCUGUCUCUGGGGGACUUCAAAUUCCUCCCAGCCUGGCUUAUAUGUGUCUGAGUUUGGAAUGAUGAGCUGUGUCGCUCUUGAGUUGAGGGUCUUCAUCUGCCAAAGCAGACUCCUUGACAUUGACAGGCCAAAUACUGUUUUAUUAUUGAAACUAAGAGAAAAUGGUGUCUGUUUGCAGGAUCUCCUUCAUACAGUGUUUAGGAAUGGAAUAGUAACGAAGUCCUACUCGUUUGAUGAAGUAAGAAAAAAUGCCAAGCUGAAGAGUAGUGAACUGACAGAGGCAUCUCACUAAAGUUUCAUUCCAUGUUUGUAUUUGUGUAACAACUGUGUACUGCAUAGCUAAUGAUUUCUUGUACAGAUCUGUGUGUUUCUGUUUGCCACAUUAUAGCCAAAUUAUUUUGUUGGUUUAUGGACAUCACUGCCCUCUCUCUUCUUUUCCUUUAUUUUUGCCAGCCUUUAGAAAAAAAAUGGAGUUGGGAAAACACUUGCAGUGUAAAAUAUGUGCUUCUAGGAGUCCUUUGGUAUUCAAUCUGGUAUUGCGCUCCUCAUUGAUGAGACACAACUGAGACUUUUUAUACAUAUAAAUAUAUAUAUAUAUAUAUAGCAACAUACCACAAAACAGAUCUGCAUAAAAGUAUCAUUGCUUUAUGUUUAUAUUUACCUUGUAUUUUUGUACAAACAAGAUUGUGUAAAAUAUAUUUAAAAGUUACAAUUAUAAUGUCUUUCCAACUUUUCAUGAUUUUUAUGAGCACAGACUUUCAAGGAAAUAUUUUGGGGUGGGAGGAAUACAUUGCCUUUGUGUCCAUUGAUCAGCAAAUAAAACAUGGCCUUAAGUUUUGUUGUGACAACUGUACUAUUUGGAAGUUUUAAUCAGGAUAGCUCCCUCAAAACCCACAGAGAAAGGGACUUUGCUGUUCAUUGUAGCUACCGGUCAGCGAAACCUCCUGUUCUUGCUGAGGUGCUGUGAGAAUAUAUAAACACAUAAACACUUGCUAGACAGUAGGCGAUAUAACUGGAAUGCCAAAUGAGGAAGGACUUCUUAACUGCAACAGAGAUUGCCAAAUGCACCUCAAUAUUCCAAGAAUAUUGGAAUCUGAAAUCAGUGCAACUCAUUUCCAAGUAAGCAUGAAGGAGAUCUGGCAGCAGAACUUCUAAGGGAUUUCCUUCUGCUACGGAACAUAUAUUUAUAUCUAAAAUAUUGACAGGUAGGGAAGUGAUGUAUUAAAGUAACUACACUUUGGGGUUUAUUUUUACAUAUAUUGUGACAAACCUAAAAGCAGAAUACUGGUCUUAGUUGUGCACUUUUUUACUUUUUGUAUUUUGGUCUUUGAUUUUGCCUUUUUGUCAGACUGGAUGUUGACUUGUAUAGACGUCUUAACUAUUUUUUUUGUUGAACAACUUUAAUAAAACAUUAUACUAGCAAACUCCUUUUACAUUGGUAGCCUCCCCUAUAGGGGAUACUAUGCAGAGGUUAACUAUUUUAAAUACUAAAGGUGACGAAAGGUACUCUUUUCAUGACUGCACUUGAUUCACUUUCUACACAUGCUUUGAAUUUCUUACUAAAGAACAAGUCUGUUGGUGAAUGACUUUGCAUGCUGUAUCAAGUUCUCAGGUGUACAGCCAUACUUCAGGUUGGUAGAAGACAUGGAUUUGUCAGCCUUUCUAGAGGAAGCAAUAUAAUUUUGGUUUGUUAGCUCUGGUGAGGGAUAAAAUCUCGGAUCACUGUAUAGGUGACGCAUAAGUGGGUUUAAACAAGUAUCUGGGAAAUGGUUCAGAAGAGCUCUAACAUAAUGGAGAAAACAAAGAUAAUAUACUUUUAAAAAUGCUUGAAAAGCCAUAUUUUAAUAUUCCUGCUAUGGAACAUAUUUAAUUCCACAGUCCCGAUCUAUUUUGUGUUAGAAGGUUUUCUACGUUAUUGCUAUCAGAAAUAGUGGUUUGGUUAGCACUCUGAACAGUGAGUUUCACUCCUAGAAAUGUCCUUACCCUGAUAACUGAAGUAGCUUGUCUUGGGCUGAAAAAGUUCAAAACUGAUUAAAGGUCAGCAUGGUUAAGCUUCCACAUAAUGUACCUAGGAAAGAUCUGUGUGAUAAGUGGUACAAGAAACCUGGCAAGUCUCUCGACUGAUAUUUUUAUACUUGAGGGCAAUGGAGAGGCAUACUUCUAUGCACCCUACGUUCCCUGGGUGUUUGAUUUCUAAUUAUUUCUGGGAGGGGCAGGUGUGUGGUUUCCCCCCUCUUUGUAAAACACUAGGUUUCCUCACCUAUCCUAGUUGGAAAAUCCUGAGCUCUUACCAUCAAGGAUUUAGUGUUAAGAUGGUUGACACCUGAAACGUGAAGUAAGUUUGGUGUUGGAUACAACUUUACAGAGCUUGAACCUUAAAUAUCCUAAUUCUUCCAUGCAAAAGCAAGCAGUGUGUUUGGGUUUGCUUUUAUCAAUUAGGAUCGUAUGGACUCUGAUCUUUAGCUCCCAUUUCAUUGUAGUGCAGUACUUGUUUUUAAAAACGGCAGUUGGGAAGCUUUGUGUUUAAUUUAUUUGUAACCUGUAUUUAACAUAAGAAAUUAUUUUUAUGACUAUUUUUUUCUCAGAGGAAUGAUUAUGAAAUUGAUAUGAAAUCUUUUUAUAGCAAAGAAUCCACCUUGGAAGAUUUGAGAUGUAUUUAUUGUUUGCCAAAAUUCAAAAAGUAAACAGAAUUUUCUCUAGUUUUACAUUCCUUCUUAACCUACUUAGCCGAGUAAGUAUUCUUCACCUAAAUACUGUGUUUUAGUCAAAAUGUACUUUGCAUUAAAGACAAAUGUAAUAAACAUGGAAAUAAAGUUUUAGUUCCAGUAGUAAAACAUAUAGCUAUUUGAUUUUAUUUCAGACUUGUUCUUUUUGUUUGUCAAAAAUUACUUACAGACGAAAGGGUGAUGCUGUAAGCCAGGGAUGGCCAGCCACUGUAUUCUGCUUGGCCACUUUAUUUCCCAAGCCUUGCAAUCUAUUUUAACAUGCAACCUGAACCCAUUGUGGAGAGUCAAGUUCUAUAAUCAAACUGGCACCACACUGCACUAAAUGGCUUCACAGGUAUGGAGCGCAUUGGCUUGCAUGGUGUGAGGUCACUGACUCGAGAAGCUGAACGUGAAUGUGCUUCCUAAAAGAUCUGCCAGAUCAGCAGCGGUCCUUUGUCUGCCUUGAUAAGGAACAGCAAUACAAUAUAUUGUCUGUAACGCUCUGGGCAACAGUCCCCAUCCCCUGCUCACUGCACCUUGAAUAAAAAAUGAUACGGUCAUCUAGGAUGACACAUACUUUCUCUGCAUCCUGCAUCUAUGCCACAGCCUGCCAGCUGGCCAUCCCUUCUGUAACCCAAAUAACCUGGUUAAAACAUGCAGUUCUUAAAGAUUUCUAGUGGUCUACGGUGUGUCUUGAGUCUCACACUUUUUGAUGGAACACAAAUAUUUCAAUAAAAUACUUUU
Molecule: messenger RNA, 24279 nt
Organism: Podarcis lilfordi (Lilford's wall lizard)
Lineage: Eukaryota; Metazoa; Chordata; Lepidosauria; Squamata; Lacertidae
Source: the annotation of a GenBank genome assembly